AUCGUGUCCGGUGGGGGUCGCCCCCCACUACCCCCUACACUAAAAUAAUGUGUCACAAUAGCAUCACCAUAAUCUGAAAAUCAGCUCAGCACAUCAUGAGUUCUGCAUUCAGACUGCAGCAGUAUUUGAAUGACCUUUUAAAAAAUGCAGGGCACGAGCGGAUCACGCAGGAGCAGCUGUCGGCGCUGGUUGCGGCCGCCGCCGAGAAGCCGGCCGUCUCCCAGACCCAAGUGCACCGCGCCAUCAAACACCUCUCUCACGGCAACGCCGACACUCAGCUGAUCCGCAGGAAAUACGAGGACAUCAAGAAAAAGGACCUCUGCCCGCACCUGGACCGUGUGCUGGUUCUCCUCUCCCGGCGCACGGCCGGAGACAGCUGGGUGACGGGCACCUCCUCGUCCUCGGCUGCUCCGCCCUCGACCGACGCGCCCACCCCGGCCCCGGCAGCCGCCCCGGCUCCGGCUCCUGCCGUCCCGGAGACCCGCAGCAGGAGCCAGGUGGACCAGCUGGCUGUCUCGGAGCUGAGGGAGGCGCUGAAGCGGGAGGUGGGCUCGCCGCAGCCGACGGUGGCGGCAGCGGCGACCCUCUCUGCUCGUCUGCAGCAGCAGCAGGGCGGCGCGCCGCGCCAGUCGUCUCCGUACCCGGUACCGGACUGGCUGGCCGAGCGACCCUACAUGACCCGCGGACUGGUCACCGCCGGGCCGCCGGCCGACCGGCUGGCGCCCGCGCUGGCGCCGCUCGGCGACUUACCGAUCGCCACCCAGGAGGCCACCGUGAUCGAGGACGUGCUGUUCUGUCUGUCCGGUGUGGACGGAGAGUACAUCAGCGUGUCGCAGGGCGACUGCAGGAUCGACGGCACCAUCGACCCGGCGUUGCAGGAGACGGUGCGCCAGAUCAGCCCGCUUUUCGCGCACUUUGCCACGGUGAUGGCGUUCGCCGAGGAGUCUACGUUUGUUCCCGGACAGGUGGUCCAGGCGCUGGGUGCCGCGCUGCGCAGCCACGUCAAAAACUACCUGGUGCUGAUAGCGCAGCUGGAGACACAGCACCGCGCCGGUGAGCUGACGAUGCAGCGUCUCUGGUUCUACCUGCAGCCCAGCCUGCGAACCAUGGAGAUACUGGCCGACGUGGCCGACACCGUGUUUCAGCACGGACUGCAGAGUGGCCAGAUUCUCAGCCUGCUACACGACCGUUGUCUGACGGGCGACGAGCGAACCCAGCAGCUCUGCCUGCACCUGGUACAGGCCGCCGCCGUGCCCUACAUGAGGAUCCUCGAGAGCUGGAUCUACAAGGGGUCCAUAUCAGACCCUUAUCGAGAGUUUCUGGUCGAAGAUAACGAGGUCUCUGGUCGGGAGCGACUCAACAUUGACUACAGCGAUGACUACUGGGAGAAGCGGUACACGAUCGCACCGCACAAGAUCCCCACCUUCCUGGCCAAGGUGGCCGACAAGCUGCUGCGCACCGGCAAAUACCUCAACGUCAUCAGACAGUGCGACGAGAACCUACGGUGCCCGGAGGCGCCCACGCUGGUGUACUCUCCACGCGAGCGGCACUACGUGGACGCUAUCGACCGCGCCUACGCCUACUCGAGCAAGACCCUGCUGCGGCUGCUUAUGGAUGCCAAGGACCUCAUGGGACGCCUCCGGUCGGUGAAGCACUACUACCUGAUGGACCAGGGCGACUUCAUUGUGCAGUUCAUGGACCUGUGUGAGCCUGAGCUGCAGAAGAACAUCAGCGACAUCUUACCCACCAAGCUGGAGAACCUGCUGGACCUGGCACUGCGCACCUCGGCCGCCAAGAGUGACCCGUACAAGGACGACCUGAGACCCGAGCUGCUCGGUUACGACCUCAACACACAAAUGAUGAAGAUACACUCCAUCGAGACGUAUGAGGAGAAAGAGCACUGGGCUCCGGCCGAGCACCUGGCCAUCAGCGGCCUGCAGGCGUUUACGUUCGGCAGCGCCGUCACCUGGCCCGUCUCUCUGGUGCUGAACCGGAAGGCGCUGGCCUGCUACCAGAUGAUGUUCAGACACCUGUUCUACUGCAAACACGUCGAGAGGCAGCUCUGCCAACUGUGGGUGUCGAACAAGGUGGUGAAGCAGUUUGCUGACGGCGGUGACCGCGGCUAUGCGCCGGCGUUCGCGCUGCGCCAGCGGAUGCUGACCUCGGUGCAGAACCUGCUCUACUACAUGACCAGUGAGGUGGUCGAGCCCAGCUGGCAAAACUUCAUCGCCAAAAUGCAGCAGGUCACAAACGUGGACGAGGUGCUGCAGCUGCACAACGACCUGCUGAACGGCUGUAUGCGCGACUGCAUGCUGACGCGUCCGGAGCUGCUGCGCACCGUCAGCCGCCUGCUGACCGUCUGCGUCACCUUCGUCAGCUUCCUGCAGUCGCCGGAGCCGGAGGAGGCCUCGGACAGCGUCACUUUCGCCGCCUCAGUGGCCGAAAUGGACGCGCAGUUCACCUCCGUCCUGCUGACCCUGCUGGACAAUAUCUCGGACUUCGGACGGGAGAACUACAACGCCAAACUCAUCAGCAUACUCUACAGGCUGGAUUUCAACGGUUUCUACACGGAGCAGCUGGAGCAGCGGGCCGGGGCGCGGUCUCACUCAGCGAGCUCGCAGAGCGGACUACUCUGAGCUGUCGGUAUGCCUGUCUGCAUGACGACAAGACAAAGGUCAGUUUUGGCGAGCCGCCGCAGUGACCUCUUACGUCAGUCCCAGUCAGGAUGGUUAACACACAGAAACAGUUGGGAUCAUCCACAUUCGAAAAGGUGGCGAGGGCAGCCUCCGGGCUAGAUUGACACACUGACGCGCUCGUGGAACCUGCAAGUGUGACAGCCCGGUUAGCUGCGACUGUCGUCCUGCUGUACGCAUUCCUCGUCGAUCGAAGCUUGGUGAGCCGCUGGCCACGUGCGACCGACCCCCUUUGAUAGUGUUCCUCGAAGAGGUCGACACGAAAACGAACGGUGUGGCCUCCUGAGAUAGAGGAUCUAACACGUACCGCAACAAACCCAAGGUACAUGGGCUAGCCAAACGUGAGUUCAUGUCAUAGCGAGUUGACAGCUGUUCUUCCCAAAAACGCAAUCUAAGCAGGCCUGCUUAGCAAGUGUUGUGAGCGCUUACAAAGUGUACAGUGAGUGGCGGACCGUCGCUGCUGAUGCUGAGAAUCGGUAGCUUUCAUUCCGGGAGACAGCUCCCCACGGCUGUAUGUUGAGACACCUAAUGUUAACUUGUUAAUGCUUGUGUAACAAACUGACCUGGUUUCGUGCUGAAGGAGACUAGGACUCGUUGGCGCGGCUGUGGACGAUUUCCAGUCAGUGUGAAUGGUGGUUCAGCGAGAAACAUGAAUGUCAUUUGUCCAAUGUUUGCUAACGGUAAUGUAACCUGUUUCAUAAACGCGAACCGCUGUGCCUUCAGAUACACAGUGCCAAGGCCAC
Amphibalanus amphitrite is the source of this 3436-nucleotide messenger RNA. Its product is annotated as gamma-tubulin complex component 2-like. Gene Ontology annotation, molecular function: microtubule minus-end binding; gamma-tubulin binding. NCBI's taxonomy places the organism in Eukaryota, Metazoa, Arthropoda, Thecostraca, Balanomorpha, Balanidae. The transcript has 18 exons. The coding region runs from base 96 to 2636 and encodes 846 amino acids. Gene Ontology annotation, biological process: mitotic cell cycle; cytoplasmic microtubule organization; meiotic cell cycle. The record is from RefSeq and is a predicted model, not a curated record. Gene Ontology annotation, cellular component: gamma-tubulin small complex; centrosome; spindle pole.